AUGGUGCAAAAACGUGCAGUGUGGAAAACUGAAUCCAUUACGAAGCGUCAUCCAUCAAUGACGGAUGCGCUUACGUCAUUCAGAUCGACGCAGCCAAAGAAGGCCUCUUUUGCACGAGACCUUUUAUUAACGAAAUCCGCCCGAGCGGACGUGUACAGCCUGCACAUGUUACGGCCUAGAUGGGUUCUGCACCUGGAAGCAUGGUGCUGGCGCUUCCUAACAGAUAUUGGUUUCUUCUUCCACCGUCGCGCAUUGCCCCGCCCCAUAUCCCCAUCGUUUAACCGAAGAAUCAAAUCCACCUUGUCUCCCCUAGAGGGCUACAUCGACCUGGUCUUUUACACUCCCAAUGACUACCAUCUGCGAUUCAAUGGGUCGGACGAUGUUACAAGAUACCCUGUCCUAGUUAACUUCCAUGGUGGUGGCUUCACCAUUGGCCGCGCUACAGACGACAGUCGGUGGGCAACCACCGUGGUACAGAAUCUGAACUGUAUUGUCGUCAGCGUCGAUUAUCGCUGCGCGCCAGAGGCCCCUUUUCCGACCGCAGUGGAAGAUGGCGCAGAUGCAAUAUUGUGGCUCCUUCUCAAUGCCAAAGAGUUGAAACUGGAUCCGUCCAAGUUGGCUGUUAGCGGGUUUUCCGCCGGUGGGAAUCUGGCUUUCACAAGUCUCCUCCGCUUACAGGUCGAAUUGAUCCGUCGCAGAACUGACAUGCCAGAACUCUCCUCGAUCAUUAAAGGGAUCAUUGCAUGGUAUCCCAGCACAGAUUUCACUCGUCCACGUAUCGAGCGCCGCAAAACCAACAUCCGCCCGGACAAGGAACUGCCUGCUUUCUUCACUAGACUAUUUGACGCUAGCUACCUCUAUCCCCCGAAAACAGUAGACGUGAGUGACCCUUAUUUGUCUCCAGCUGCAGCCAGCGAUGUCAUUUUGCAUGAAGGGUUACCCGCUACCGUAGUUAUGUACACGUGCGAAUGGGAUGAGCUAAGGGACGAAGCAGAGAGAUUUAAAGAUCGACUUACGGCCCUGGGGAAAUACGUAAGAUACACAAUGAUCGAGGGAGUAGCGCAUGCCUGGGACAAAAACCCGUUUGGUGUGAAUGUCAUUCGAGAUCGCUAUUAUUCGGACGCGUGCGAUCAACUAAGAAGGCUCUUCCAUAGCACCUCAGACAUUUCUGAAUCAAAAGUGUAAUAAUCACAUGUAGAAUUGACUUGUGUGUAGAAUAUCUAUGCUGUGUUCUGAGGCCUUUCAUUUGGCCGUGAUGCUCAAUGACACACAUCUAAGGCAUUGGUGUACUAGAUGACCA
Messenger RNA from Spizellomyces punctatus DAOM BR117, 1300 nucleotides. RefSeq lists its product as uncharacterized. The record is from RefSeq and is a predicted model, not a curated record. The transcript has a single exon. Bases 1 to 1185 code for a protein of 394 amino acids. Lineage: Eukaryota; Fungi; Chytridiomycota; Chytridiomycetes; Spizellomycetales; Spizellomycetaceae. Gene Ontology annotation, molecular function: hydrolase activity.